Molecule: messenger RNA, 990 nt
Organism: Mesorhabditis belari
Lineage: Eukaryota; Metazoa; Nematoda; Chromadorea; Rhabditida; Rhabditidae
Source: the annotation of a GenBank genome assembly
AUGGGUGUGAUGGCCGUCGGUCUAUUCAUCACGAUUCCCCUCCUUUUCCAUCAGAUUUCUUCGUCCAUUCAAGAAAGCGUUCAAGUGGAUCCAUUCACAUCUCCGAAUGAUCGAGAUGAGAUUCGUGAUCAUCGUACUUUGAACAGUAAAGAGGAUUGUCCGGAUACCGUCUGCUUGAGGUCUUGUCAACCAAAUUUGAAUCAAACCCAACAAGAACUCGUCGAGGCCCGAGGAAAAAUCAGCGGACUCGAGAGGGAAAUCGCAAGAGGGCGGAACGAAACGAAGGACAAAGACGUCGAGAUGAGUCGAUUGACAGCAAAAAUGGCUCAAAUCGAGGCGAAUUUAAUGGGGAAAGUCGCCAAGACGAAAAGGAAAAACGACGAUCUCGAAGCACAACUAAGAACUCAAAAUAUGGAAGCAAGAGACGGAAAAGCCAAGAUUGGAGAGCUCGAAGGGAAAAUCAACGUGUUGCAGAGCAAGAACUCUGACCUCGAAACCCAAAUAAAUCAGACCAUGAAUCUCUUGGAUCUGUAUCGGGAUGGAUGGUCGUAUUUGGCAAAAACCGCUUCUUGGUACAAGGUUACCAAUCAAAGAAUGGCAUUUGAUGAAGCUGCGGCAUAUUGUGCGAGUCGAGAGAGCCAUCUAGUCUCCAUUCACAGUCAGGAAGAGCACGAUUUUGUUUGGGAACUCGCGAAAACUGUUUCUUGGUAUGGUUGGUUCUGGAUCGGACUGAAGAGAAAUCCGAACAAAGGAAAUGCUUUUGAAUGGACGGAUGGAAGUUCGGUGGAUUUCACGAAUUGGAGGGUUGAAGAGCCGGGUUCGAACACCCACGCUUAUCAAGAAAAAGCUGGCAACUGGGGCACGUAUACUCAAUACUUUCAAGCAGUUUGUGCAAGGAAAGACGUGACUUGGUCAGCUGAUGGGGAAACGCUCUGCUCGUAUUAUGGCUUCGGUUUCGAAUGUAUGGAUCGAUAUCAAUUGGGUGGAAGC